Molecule: messenger RNA, 990 nt
Organism: Mycotypha africana
Lineage: Eukaryota; Fungi; Mucoromycota; Mucoromycetes; Mucorales; Mycotyphaceae
Product: ankyrin repeat-containing domain protein
Exons: 4
Coding region: 1-990 (329 amino acids)
Molecular function (GO): protein binding
Source: RefSeq, a predicted model, not a curated record
AUGACUGCACCAUCUAUACGCUCGACGCAUACAGGUCAUACAGUAGCAACCACUGCCACCAGUAGUAAUAUUACUAGUAGUAGCAUGAUUCAACAGAGGAGAACUGACCCGCUCGUUUUUGGAGGUUCAGAUGCUCUAUGGGAUACAAUUAGCAAAGGACAAGGGGGAGAUGCUACAGUAGAGAAAAUAAUCAGUAACUUCUUACGUCGUGGAGGAUCGCCUAAUACAGCUAAGCAAUCACCUACCUCGAGCACUUAUCCCGCUGUCAAAUAUGGUUAUGGUAUGAUUCAUGCUCUUAUUGUCACUAAAGCCCCUAUUUCAUUGGAACUGCUCCUACAACAAGGAGCAAAUCCCGACGUUGUCAGCCUUGGACAAAGUGAAGAGGAUAAGGUAUCACCGUGUUAUCUUGCUGCUAGUGUAGGGUGGUUGACAGGACUUCAAAAACUAAUUGCUUUCGGUGGCGACUUAAUAUCUGCACGCGGAGCUGGCAGUCUAAAAAAGACAGCGCUUCAUGUCGCCGCUGAACAUGGACAUGCUGCUGUUACAGAAUAUAUUAUCAAUAUGACGCAAGGUGUUCUCAAUUUGGAGACGGAUAGUUUAGGAGCAACAGUUUUACAUUAUGCUUGUGUAUCAGGACAUACUGAUUUAGUAUCUUUCAUUAUCAACGUUUGUGAAGUGCCUCUAGAUCGAGCAGAUUGCAAAGGCGACUGGCCUAUUCAUUAUGCAGCACGACAUGGUAGAUUUGAAGUAGUCAUUCUAUUGGUAGAAAAAUACAGAUGUGAUAUUAAUGCUUAUACACCUACAAGCACAGGUACACCCUACGAUAUAGCUAAAUCAUGUGGACAUAAACGACUUGUAGAAUAUAUAAAAUCAAACGGUGGAGUAACAGCAAAGAAAAUGGAGAAACGAAGAGAGGAGGAAAUGUCACAGAAAAUACCCGCUCAUUUACAGUCAGCACUUGCAAAAAACGGCUUGAUGAGCAGCUUUUGA